Hippocampus comes (tiger tail seahorse) is the source of this 3063-nucleotide messenger RNA. It is a transcript of the gene tbc1d20, whose product is annotated as TBC1 domain family, member 20. Lineage: Eukaryota; Metazoa; Chordata; Actinopteri; Syngnathiformes; Syngnathidae. Gene Ontology annotation, biological process: endoplasmic reticulum to Golgi vesicle-mediated transport; positive regulation of GTPase activity. Gene Ontology annotation, cellular component: endoplasmic reticulum membrane. Bases 381 to 1562 code for a protein of 393 amino acids. The transcript is spliced from 8 exons. The record is from RefSeq and is a predicted model, not a curated record. Gene Ontology annotation, molecular function: GTPase activator activity.
UUAAAAAAAUCGCCUGACUGCGCAUGCGCGAAACUAGCUUUUCGCUGUGACGUUCCAGUCUGCCGCCGGUCGUCCCGGCCAUCAAAACAAACAUGUAACGUCACGGGUUUCUCACGUUAACCAGCCGCUCAGCUGUCCGACUCACGAUGGCCACUUUGGGGGAGACGUUCACGUCGGAGGUGCCGCGGCGAAGCGAAGCGUAGCAGAGCGGCUAACGACAACCCCGGGGCGGCCCGUGCUAGCCUAAUAGGCUUGCCGUGCUCAGUGAUUUGAUGGCAGCUGCCGAAGAUUAACUCUAGCACUUGGCCUCAAAAGUCAACGUGGACAGAGAUGCCACUCUGAAGGAAAACAGGGCAACGCUUAGAAAAAGCGGAGGUAACAUGAAGACAUCCAAAAUCGGCACCUCCUCGUCACUGCUAAAUGGGAACCAAAAUGAAGACCGCCGGCAGAGGAAGGUGGCGGACAUCGCUCAGGCACUGCGGGCGAGUCCAGCGGACGUGGCGGCCCUCAGGAGGAUGGCCAUCAGUGAGGGUGGCCUGCUGACGGACGAGAUACGCUGUCAGGUGUGGCCACGACUCCUCAACGUCCCACCCAACAUCCUGGAGCAGGAGCCAGAGAUGGUGGAGCGGGACAACAACAAGGACUACAACCAGGUGCUACUGGACGUUCAACGCUCACUACGAAGAUUCCCUCCUGGUAUGCCGGAUGAGCAGCGGGAGGGACUCCAGGAGGAGCUCAUUGACAUCAUCCUCCGCGUCCUGAAGCGUAAUCCUCAAUUGCACUACUACCAAGGUUACCACGAUAUCGUCGUCACCUUCCUCCUGGUCCUGGGCGAGCGCUUGGCGACGGCCCUCGUGGAAAAACUCUCCACGCAUCACCUCAGGGACUUCAUGGAUCCCACCAUGGACAACACCAAACACAUCCUCAACUACCUGAUGCCCAUCAUCGAGAGGGUGAACCCCGAGGUGCAUGAUUUCAUGCAACAGGCGGAGGUGGGCACCGUCUUCGCUCUCAGCUGGCUGAUCACCUGGUUCGGCCACGUUCUGUCAGACUUCCGACACGUGGUACGGUUGUACGACUUCUUCCUUGCCUGCCAUCCGCUGAUGCCCAUCUACUUCGCAGCCGUGAUUGUACUUUACAGGGAAGAGGAGGUGCUGGAGUGCGAAUGCGACAUGGCGAUGGUGCAUCACCUGCUGUCACAGAUUCCCCAGGAUCUGCCCUACGAGACACUCAUCAGCCGAGCGGGAGACCUCUUUGUCCAGUUCCCUCCGUCCGAACUGGCCAGAGAGGCCGCCUCGCACGAUUGCAUGGCAACCACCACCUUUAAGGACUUUGACUUGGCCUCGACGCAGCAGCGGCCCGACUCUGUGCUCCGUCGCCGUCGGAGGCAACUGCAGCAGCAGCAGGAGGCCCUGGAGCGCUCGGCAGUGGCCCGGCCGUCCGUGACGCGCCGCUUUGUUCGCUUGGCGGUGAUGGGCCUGACGGUGGCUUUAGGGGCGGCGGCGCUCGCUGUGGUCAACACCGCCCUGGAGUGGGCCCCAAAGCUGGACCUCUUUCCAUGAACCCCCUCUGAACUCCCCCCAAGUCACAAAUGAAGGACCUCUUGAAGAACGUUACAGCCCCCCCCCCCCCUCCCCGGCCGAGGGGGACAGGGACAGAGUCCUGCCACAAAAUUUGCGAGGGAUUGAUGGCCCUCAUGAAAAAGGUUUAUAAUUGCUAAUAUGCGCCACAAGAUGGCGGCAAAGCAUUGUUUUUGUGAAAGUGACACUCCUUGUGGCUUCCUGAGGUGUUUCAAAAAGAGCACAAAAUACAUGUAUACGUUAGUUUUCAGGGGAUAGAGUACACAGAAAAGUUUUUUCCCCCCUGUGGAACCUAUAGGUUAUUUUAUACAGGUUAGUUUGUGAAUAGUAAAGUGCAACUGUGCGGAGGAUAACUUAUGCCAGAACUAACAGUUUCUUAGUCGACUUGUUAUUGUGGGUGAGGAUGACCUGAGUUUUUCAAAAUCAUGCCCUUUGCUGCCAAUUAGACACGUGGGAUGUGUAUUACCUAAGCUUAUAAGGUUUUUGAUAAAACAAAGACCGUAACGAAAUGGCACUUACAGAGGUUCACUCCAAUUUCCACUGCUUCAUCUUCCACAUCGUCUUUCCAGCUGUACUUGCUACAUUCCCCCAGCUCUCGGUGACUCUGGUCAUUUGUUUUUAAAACACUUUGGUCAUUUGUUUUUAAAAUGCCGAGAUGGUUUUGUGAAAAGCUGAAGAGGUUUUCGAGCCACCGGAACACCUAGCAAACACGACGCUUCAAAGAAGCAAAGACUGGCUUAAUACGGCAUGUUAAAAAGUAAUUACUGAGUGGUUCUCGGGGGUAAAAACUAAAUAAAAAUACCAAGGAAAUUAUAAAAUUACGUUUCUUCCCAAGUUUCCACCAUCAUGACCCUGACAAUUUAAACAAAAAAUUGUUUCGUAGGUAAAAAGACAUAGAGUUCUAGAAAAUGCAAUCUGAAACUACUCAGGCUGUGAUUUUCAUGUACCACUAGAGGGAGUUGCGCACCAUUUGGUGAAUGACUGCGCGCCAUCUGACGUGUCGCAACCUGUCAAAUCUAUCCGCGUGUGUGUGUUUUACUAAUAAGCACUUUUGUCACCGCUGCUGGAAGGAGCACACGUUUUUAGCCUACAAGCAAGCUGGUGCUGACCUUAAUUAGUUUUUUUUCACACGGUCGUUUCCGACCCUUUUUCCAGCAGGAAGCGCGACGUUCCGUUACACUUCUCAAUUUUGGAGAUUGAGCAUAUACGACUGUCGCUUGUCGGAUCACUUCCGCACAGUUUUGUUAAUGUGUAUGCCACGAAACACUGGACAACCAACUAACUGCAAACGUUUUUUUUUUUUUUCCUGCUGGGAUUAUUUGUCACAAUGGUCUUCCCCAGAAUGCUCUGAAUUAUUUUCCGUUCAUUCAUGUCGCACUACAUUUUUGUGCGGGUUUUUGGUUUAACAAAUCUAUCCUACGUAAAGUUGUAUUGUACAAGAGAAUGCGAAUAAACCACGUUAUUGUCAAAAUACCUUAAGGAU